This is a messenger RNA of Verruconis gallopava, 1633 nucleotides long. RefSeq lists its product as uncharacterized. Lineage: Eukaryota; Fungi; Ascomycota; Dothideomycetes; Venturiales; Sympoventuriaceae. The record is from RefSeq and is a predicted model, not a curated record. The transcript has 2 exons. Gene Ontology annotation, cellular component: plasma membrane. The coding region runs from base 181 to 1425 and encodes 414 amino acids.
CAAUGUCUGAGCAACAUUUAAAAUUCCCUUCUGGUAAAUGCCCUUCGCUUCUCGGGUGCUGCACGCUUCGUUCUAGUGUAGCAGUGCUCAGAUAGGGCGCAAUCUGUUUCGAUGAAUCUUCGGGGAUUUUGACUCGAACAAUUACCUCGACAAAGUUUCUCGUCCAAAUGUCAGCCCACCAUGAAGGCCGAAGAAGGUGUCCAGCUGCCCAAUCGUAAUGAAGAAAAGACGGCAGGCUCGAUUUUGACUAAAGCGGAGCCUGAGAAAGCUUCGAAACCGGAGCCCGUAAGCCGGGAAAGAGAAGGCGCAGUACAACAAUCGUGCGGGAGGCGACAACCAAAGUUUUGCGACAACAGCAUCCUCUCCUUUCUCCGCUGGUGGCUCGAAGACCAAUGGUUCUUGGUUGCACUGGCAUUUCUCAUCGUGUUGGCUUCGCAGGUUCAAGUGAACAAGUCCCAGCAGGAGCUGAAGACCACGGUUGUUUCGUAUCUGUGUGUAUCUCUGAUCUUCUUCCUGACCGGCUGCACGCUGUCGACACGAACGCUUCUUGAGAACUACGCAAAGUGGAAGCUACAUCUCUUCGUCCAGGUUCAAUGCUUUCUCAUGACGAGCGCAGUUAUCUAUGGUAUCGUCAGCGCUUGUGCCGCGAAGAAAGACUUCAUGGACGCGGGCUUGCUUGUCGGUCUGAUAUUCGAGGGCUGUGUCGCAACGACCAUAUCAAGUAAUGUUGUAAUGACACGCACUGCCCAUGGCAACACCGCGCUUACUGUGGUCCAAUCAACCGUCGGGAAUUUUUUAGGACCAUUUAUUACGCCUGCGUUAAUUUCAAUGUAUACAUCAACUGGAGCCUGGUAUACGAAAGUACUCCCAGUAGAGAGAGGUGGUUACGGCGAAAUAUACCGACGAGUGUUCAAGCAGCUGGGUCUAUCCAUAUUCGUGCCACUGGUCGUUGGGCAAAUUUUGCAGAACUUGUUUCCGGGACCCAUAAAAGGAACGAUAGAACGUUGCAAGCUCAACAAGCUCGGGUCUGUAGCCUUGUUAGUUGUGAUAUGGUCGACAUACGAUGAAGCAUUCAGCAGCCAUGCCUUCGACUCUGUAAAGACAAGCAACCUGGUCUUUAUAGUGUUCAUAAGUAUUGCAUUGUUUUUCCUCUUUCUCGCCGUGACUUUUGUCUCAUCAAUGGCUUGGCUCUCGAAGGCGGACACUAUAUCUGUCUGCUACUGCGUACCUGCGAAAAGCCCAGCUCUAGGAGUGCCGUUGGCAAACGUUAUGUUCACCGGUCUGAGCACUCAGCUUAAAAGCAAGAUCCAAAUGCCGAUGGUAAUUUAUCAAGGGCUGCAGAUCUUUGUCGGAUCUUUGCUGACGCUAGUCUUUCGCAAGUGGGUCAAAGCGGAUGAAGAGGUCGAGAGAGGCAUGCGUGCUUGACGACAAUGCGUUAGAUUCUGAUGUGAAUACACGAUCAAAGGAUUUGGUACUUGAGAGUGGAGGAGUUUCUAUUAUGCUUCCGUCCGACAUAAAGAUAGAUAUAGCAGAACAGUUAUGGAUUUCCUUGCUCAACACGAGAAGUACAUGAAGAUACGUCAUGCAAAUUUCCAUAGUAGAAACGCAUUCAAUGUAUUAGAUCACUAUGAGA